GCAAGAUGGGAGUAGAGCAGGAAAUCAGUUUUUCGACCAGUCGAAAAGUCGGUAGACUCUAUAGUCUAAAUAUAUCGUUACCGGGAGAGAAGUGAGAGACGAUGUCGUGAUCCAACAUGUGAAAUUUACAAUAUUUUUCGAUAUGGGGAACACAAACGUCAAACCCCAUCCGAAACCCAGAAAUAAGAAGCAAGUGCGUUGGAAGGCGGCAGAUCGUCCAUCACCGCCAGGAAAACCAUCACUCAUCCAAGAGAACAGUUACGUUCCUGACGUCGUCCACAUCUGCUGGUCCAAACCAGAAAAAGAUGGAGGUUCCACCGUCACCUCCUAUUUGGUCGAACACAGAAGAGUCGGUACCAGUCAUUGGCUCAAAUCAUCAUCCGUCCAAAUCACCACCAACGAAUUGGUUGUCAACGGCUUAGAACCUGGAUGGCGGUACCAAUUCAGAGUUAGAGCAGAAAAUGCCGUCGGAUUGUCUGAUCCGAGCGAAAUAUCAGAACCUUACUCGGCCACUCUUCAAAGAUCUGCCAUAGCCGCACCAAAAUUCACGGAAGAACUGAAAGACACUGUUGCUCUUGAACAUGGCAAAGUUGAAUUCGAGGUCAACUUCUUGGGACAACCACCGCCGAAUUUAUGUUGGUUCAAAGAUGGGUUCGAAAUAUUCAGCGGGAAUAGAACUAGAAUAACGCAAACGUCCGACAGAAGUGUCUUGACCAUUCUCCAAGCCACAGCAGCCGAUGAAGGAGAAAUCAAGUGCACUGCCACCAAUAGAGCCGGGCAUUCUUCGACCAAAUGCAAGUUGACAAUAGAAGCUCCUCCCGCUAUCAAACUCCCGAAAUCUUAUCAAGAUCCAGACGGGAUAAUAUUCGAGAUUGGCGAAACCAUUAAGAUGAACGUAACGGUCACUGGACGACCCACACCUUUGAUCUUCUGGUCACAUGACGGCGAAUCGAUCCAGAACAACGAUAGAUACGAUAUCGAAUACAACGACAAAAUCGCUUCAGUUAGAAUCGAGAAUGCCUUGAGAUCUGAUAGAGGGGAAUAUCGAAUCAAAGCGGUCAAUAAGUUAGGUCAAGAUGGGGCUUCGUUUUUAGUGACGAUUACUGAUAAGCCGACACCUCCAGGCAAAGCUAGAGUCUUAUUGACUUCCGGCAAAUCUGUCACUUUAUGCUGGUCUACUCCUAAAGAUGAUGGAGGAUGUCGUGUUGGUAAUUACAUCAUAGAAUAUUAUAGACUUGGUUGGGAUGUCUGGUUGAAAGCUGCAACCACCAGACAACUUUCCACCAUGCUAGGCGAUUUGAUUGAGGGUAGCCAAUAUAAAUUUAGAGUCAAAGCUGAAAGCCCAUAUGGUGUCAGCGAACCGAGCGAAGAAUCCGAAGUGGUAUUCAUACCAGACCUAAAAAGGGGAAUUCAAGAACCGUCAGAUGUUAAGCGAGACGAGGUCGAAUCUAAAAUACCGCUUGCGAAACGAAGAAGAGCUAAUUCCACACCUAGAGUCUCAUUUGUUCUCAAUGAAGAUGUUCCAAUAAGACCUGAACGUAAGAAAACUGGAAAAACUCCAGAAGCUUCACCUCGACUGAAACGAAGACAAAUUUCUUCUUUUUCGAAGAACGUCCUUGGUUCUGAACCUUCGCUGAAUAGAAGUGUUUUUUCAUAUUCUGGAGCACAAGGCCAGUCAACAUGGAAUAGUGCUUUCACCUCGAAUAGUCCUGAUAUUACUUUCGGAAAAAAAGGACCUAUAAUGACGCAAAGGGAGAUACAGAAGAAGAGUCCAUCUCCCGAAAUAAUAAUCACAGAUGCUGAUGUUGAAAACGGCAUUGAUUCAAAGGAGAUGAGCUCAAAGAGUUCUGCAAAUAAAUCUCCACCCAGAAGUCCGAAUUUCUUUGACAGAUCCUCUUGGAAGGGCACUCAACAUGAAAAGCUACAACCAGAAAAUGCAAAUCAUAUACCGAAUUCUUCUCGAAUUGAUAAACAGUCAGAUGUACAAAAUCUCGAUCAAUUUCGAAAUACUCCAAAUCGUCAAGAGAGAUUUGUUUCAAGGGGUACAACUUCUCCAGAGAAAUCACCAUCUAGAAGUCCGGAUCAUCAUAAAGGAUCACCACUGAGAAGUUUGAAUAAUUCACCAACAUCUUCCUCCAGUCCUAGUUCUCCUAAGAAGUCACCUUCUAGGAGUCCCAAUUUUUUUGAGGGAUACCCUCCAAGAAGUCCAGAGAAUCUUGAAACGUCCUCAGGACUUAUCCGGUUCAACAAAAAGGCAUCACCAGAGAAGACAGAAAAAUCACCCAGUCCAAAUCGUAAAACUAAACACAUCAAAAUCAUUGAACCUAACAAAAAGGAGGGCUUAGAAUUGAAAAUAGAGGAUUAUACUUCUACACCUAAAAUAACAGAAGUACAGAGUGUUGAUAAAGUGCAAAGCAAAGAAAUCAAGGAUAGAAUGAGACCACCUCUUCGUCAGGAAUUCAGUGGCAGCUCGGAGUUUAUGCUAGUUCUGUGUCCAGAAGAUGAACAAGGCACACGCUUCAAGAGGUUCAGCAUAAGUUUCGAUGAAAACGCAAUUCCACCUCCACUAUCCUUGUCAGCACCAGAAUUAGGUAUUGAACCUCCUGAACUACCAUCGUUGAGACGUUCAGCAAGCUCCACAGAACUCUUGACUUAUCACCUAAUGGAACGUCUUUAUGAAGCCGCUAUGAAUGAAAGCAAUGCAGAAUCCAGCAAAGCAAAUACAAACAUACCAACGAUACGAGUCAAUUCCGAAUCUACAGAGUUCAACUCCAUUGAGGACAAUACAAGAUUCACGAGAAGGAUGUCUGGAACUAUUCCUAAUCAAUCAUCUUGGUCCAAUAGGAGGUAUAGCUUGAAGAACGCUAAAGAAAUUGAUGGCAAUUUUGCAACAAGGUUACAGAGAUAUGAGGAAACUGAUGAAAUGAGAAGGGAAGUACAGGAAUACAGAAAAAUAUCCGAAUUUGAACAUGAGCAAGAGGGUACCAGAGGAAUGAGAGAUUUGGCCGAUGAAGAUGAAUGGUUGAAGGAAUAUGAAGAAUCGAUACCAUCUGAGGAAGAAAGCGAUGUAUCUUCACCAGACGAAAGAAAACUGUCUUUGGUGACUCAGCCACGAAAUGAUAUCAAUGAAGAUGAAGAGGAGAUAUACAAUCCAAGGAAUAGAAUGAUGACUGCUGUCAAAGCUAAUAACGAUCAGCCGUUUGAAAUUUUAACUGUUAGAAAAAAUCCACCAAAGUCGAAUAUUGUGCCUAAGCCUAUUUUGAAGAAAACGUCUCCUUCUCGUACUGAAGAAGAACCGACAGAUAGUAGAAAUACAGCUUCAACAUUUAUGUUCCAAACACUACCACCAAAUACAAUAGGCAAUGAAAGAGAUCCAUCAGUACCCACAAGAAACAGAUCUAAUUCUUUGAGCGCUGCAUUUGAAGAUGAGCUCGAUGUGAGUCAAAUAAAACGAUCGCCUACUCCAAACAAACGUCGGUCAUUCAGUCUGAUACCGUCACAAGCAACCUUCAUCAAAGAAGCAUUCAAAUCGAAAAACCAGAAAGACUCUGAAGAACCAAAAACUAAAGCAACGAAGAACGUGUCAGCCCUAGCUAAUUUCACAAGCAUAGCAGGAGCAGGUUUUGUGAUUCCGAACGAGAUGCAGGAGAAAAAAGAAAUAGAGGAAGAGGCUAAAGUUGUUGUUGAUUUUUACGGGGAUAUAGUCAAGAACUUCGGUAGUAAAUCGAAACCUACCGCUGAGUUCAGCAGAAGUAUUACAUCCAAAUAUGAUACGUUUGAGGAGAGAAAGAUUUCUGAUAUCAAACCGAAUGCUGAUUCUUUGGCUUCACAAAAUGUCAGGCCCAAAUCACCUAACUACUCUGAUUUUGAAAAGGGAAGACAAGAAAAAGCUGUUGAUCUGACCAAAAUUGCUCAGAUUUCGACGAAGGCCUCAGCGCCCAAACAAGAAUCUAAUGUAUCGAACUUUUCACAACCAGAAGCUAUUGAAAGAUCUUUUCAGAACAAAAAGCCUGUGAACUCAUAUUAUAAUGUAAGCACAACAGAAAAUAUUCAACCAAGAAAAGAAACCAAUUUCGAUAACAGAAAAACACUAACCAUCAGCAACACUGAUUCUUCUAGGGAAAGGGAUGAAUCCUUGAGACAAAUGAAAGCUGAGCUGUCACAAUCUAGAUUACCAGAAAGAUCCUCGAUAAGAUAUCAAGAUAAAGGAGCCAUUUCUAAUCGAUAUAGCUUAGAAAGUAGACGAACCGGAAGAAAGGGAUCCAGAAAUAGCUCAGUAGGUAGGAGAAAACAAACUCCAAUGUCCAGAGAUGCUUCUACAUCUCCAGUGCGAUUCUCAGAUGACUGGGACAGUCAGUGUUCCUCCAAAACUUCUCUUGAGCAGGACUACUACAACAGGGGAUCGUUGAAUUCUAGUAGAGCAUCUUCCCUUUCUCGUAGAUCUCUUUCGCCACCUAGGCCGAAACUGAGAGGAAUUACAACUCAGACAUCCUUCAGAAUAGAAUCAGGAAGUCCUGCUGAUGCUCAGGAAAAGAUAAAUUUGGCAAAAGAUGCCGAAAAACGAAUGAGUUUCGUGUUUGAGUACUUUACCGAUUUGUCUAUGGUAGCAGUUGCUGGUUGGUUGUUUUUGUUUCAGAGCGAAUAUCUCGCUGUGCCUUUCAUUCUGAUACCGAUUUAUAGACAGUUGGAACAUAAGAUUAAAAGCUUCAGUGAGGGAGUAGAGCGAAAAUUACCACAAUGGAUUCGAAGGAGGUUGAAACGGAAUAGAUGAUGACACCAACUCUUCAACGAGAUUAUUGGAAGAAUUAAUUUCAUUCGGAAAUUCAAUGACGAAACAUGUUUAUUGUUUCACCUGUAAAAUAACGGGUAAUUUUUGAAAAAUACAUUAUGCUAUUUUGGCCGAUUCAUUUUGCUAAUGUCCGCAGAUGUUUUUGAUUUGAAAUAUAUUUUUUAGUGCCAUAUUGGAUACUUUUUUUAUCGAUAUACAAGAAGUUUAUCGAACAACGUGGAAUUGUGGAAUUAUAUAGGAGGGAUAGAUAGAGAUUACAUAUAUAAUAUAUAAUUUUCGUUUUUGUAGAAUAAUUUAUUGUUCAUUAUGUUGUUCCUAAUAAAAUUGAGAAUACAUUGA
Harmonia axyridis is the source of this 5128-nucleotide messenger RNA. RefSeq lists its product as uncharacterized. The transcript has 3 exons. Gene Ontology annotation, molecular function: protein binding. The coding region runs from base 143 to 4771 and encodes 1542 amino acids. The record is from RefSeq and is a predicted model, not a curated record. NCBI's taxonomy places the organism in Eukaryota, Metazoa, Arthropoda, Insecta, Coleoptera, Coccinellidae.